CGUUUUUAAGGAAUCACGCGCAGUCGAGUUUAGUAGUUACUCAGUCUUUCAUGUUUUUGCUACAGUUCACCUUCACCAGGCUCCCACUCUACAUAGUUUUGAACCAUGACUGAAUCGCAACCCACGAUAUUUCUUUCCCAUGGAGCAGGGCCAUCGUUCUUCAUCAGUACUAAAGAUAUGCCCCAGCUAAAAGGCCUCGAUAAGGAUUCGGCUGCUGCAGAUUUCUUUAAAACUCUGGUUGCCAAGGAGAACCUUCAAGAACCCAAAGCCAUUCUUGUGAUCAGCGCCCACUGGGAGGAACGCGUUCCCACUGUGCAGACGACAAAGAGUCCAAGUCUGUACUACGAUUACCAGGGAUUCCCAGAAGCCACGUAUCGGCUGUCAUGGCCUGCACCAGGAGCACCGGAUGUUGCUCUGAGGGUAAAGACACUGCUGGAGUCGUCUGGUUUCAAAUGCAACACCAACAGCGAGAGAGGUUUCGAUCACGGGGUGUUCGUCCCGCUUGUCCUCGUGUACCCCGAAGCUCGAAUUGCAGUGUGUCAGCUGUCGCUCAUGGGCAGUCUGGAUGUGGAAGACCACCUGAAGCUUGGCGAAGCUUUAGCUCCUCUAACACAAGAGAACGUCCUCAUCAUUGGAAGUGGCUUCACCACCCACGGCGGCAACAUGUUGGAGCAGCCGGGACCAGCCGCGCCCUGGACGCUAGAGUUCCAGUCUUGGCUGCACGAUGUACUCACGACCCCGCAGUACACGGCAGACGACAGGAAACAGAAACUCAUUCGUUGUAAAACAAACGAGUUUUUCCGUCUAGCCCAUCCGAGGAUAGAACAUUUUCUUCCCAUAGUUGUCACUCUGGCUGCUAGUGGUUACAGAGCUGGGCGGGUGUUAUUUUCUGAAUUCUUUUCGAAAGUUGGAAUUCUGGAACACUACAUGUUUUGAACUAUCCGUUUAUUGUGUUAUAUAUAAGUAAAAUUUGAACUAUGGUUUAAAAAAACCACAAAAACAAAACAAAAACAAAACAAACAAACCCUGUACCAGUUCGAGGAUAUUUUGAGGCCUUGUGCGACUUUUCAUGUUGUAUGCUCUCCUUAGUAACCAUGGUAACUUGUGACAAUGUAAUAGUAAUACUAAACCUUAAUCAAACAUGUGUUUUGUUUAACGACACCACUAGAGAACAACGAUAAAGCAUCGGCUUUUUGAUGUUUACUAUUAAAUAUUGGGAAUUCUGACACGUGGUCUUCAGAGCAAGCCUGCUUAGCAUAAUAGCGAGUUUGAUUUUUUUUUUACACUUUCUAAAUCAAGUAUUACAAUAGACCUCUGUCACAUUCCACUGCGUAUGCCCGUGUUGCGGAGCAACUCGUGUACGCUAACCGUGAACUUACGCGAGAUCUCGCAAAAAUAGCCCUGUGUACAAGUGUUUUUUGUUUUUUUUUUUUUUUUUUGGGGGGGGGGGGGCAUAAACAAUG
Molecule: messenger RNA, 1463 nt
Organism: Gigantopelta aegis
Lineage: Eukaryota; Metazoa; Mollusca; Gastropoda; Neomphalida; Peltospiridae
Product: 4,5-DOPA dioxygenase extradiol-like
Exons: 3
Coding region: 106-936 (276 amino acids)
Molecular function (GO): ferrous iron binding; zinc ion binding; oxidoreductase activity, acting on single donors with incorporation of molecular oxygen
Source: RefSeq, a predicted model, not a curated record